Molecule: messenger RNA, 9177 nt
Organism: Strongyloides ratti
Lineage: Eukaryota; Metazoa; Nematoda; Chromadorea; Rhabditida; Strongyloididae
Product: DmX-like protein 1
Exons: 3
Coding region: 1-9177 (3058 amino acids)
Biological process (GO): vacuolar acidification
Cellular component (GO): RAVE complex
Molecular function (GO): protein binding
Source: RefSeq, a predicted model, not a curated record
AUGGUUCCACAUCAGGUUAUUACAGGUGCUAUCAAUAUUAAACAUUCACCAUAUAGUGUGGGAUAUAAAAAUGGACUUCCAUUUAUUGCAAGCUGUGUUGGUCGCGAUUUAGUAAUAUUAGAUAAAGAUUUAAAUAGAAUUCAAUUAAUAUCAAACACAUUUUUAGAUGAAGAUAAAAGAUCAGCUCGAAUUUCUGCAAUUAAUUGUUGUCAGGAAAGCGGAAAAAUUAUUUCCGUUUAUGGUACUACAAUUGCCUUAUUUGAACCAAAAAUUGGUGAUUCUAGAGAUAAUGAGUUAGAUAUGAAAGAUGAAUGGAAACUUGUUCGCAAAUUUGAAAGUAAAGAUACCGUUAAAGCUAUUUCAUGGGCAUUAGAAGGAAAUAGAAUUAUACUGGCUACAGAUAGUGAAUUAAAAAUAUUACAAGCAAGACCAAAUAAACAAAAUCAAAAUGUUAAUUUUACUAUUGAUUAUGAACAUGACAAUUCAACAAAAUAUGAUUUAUUAUGGAAACAAACAAUAUCUUCUCCUAUAAGAUCAAUUUCAGUUAGUAGUGAUUCAAUGUUUUUUGCAACAUGUGGUAAAAAUGAAACUAUUGUUAAAAUAUGGUAUCAAGUUCCAUCAGAUAAUAAUAUAAAUUCAUUUUAUUCAGGAAACUUUAGUUUUACUCAAUUAGCUCAUCCUGAUGUUGUUACAGGAUUUGAAUGGAGAGCUGUUUCAAAGGAUGUUCCAAGAAAAGGGAUACAAAAUGCAAUUAUAACAUAUUGUAAAGACAAUGUUUCUCGUAUAUGGAAAGAAAAUGUAAUUAAUGAUUUAUUUUAUUUAGACAUAUCUGGAGAAAGUGGUGAAUUUAGUUGUGUUGAUAAAAUUAUUAAAAAAAGAAGUGUUUUUAAAAAUUUUGGUAUAAAAGGAUUAAAAUUAAAAAUGUUAAAUAAAAUUGGAAAACUUGUUUCAGAAAAGAAGAAAAUGAGUGGAAAAAAUUUUCAUUUUAAUAUAUGUUCAAAUAGUGGGUCAACACAAGAUUUGAUGAGUAACACAAUACAAUCAAGUAAUGUAACAUUUUACCUUACCACAUCACUUGAUGUUGAAAAUGACUCAACAAUAUGUAGAUCACUAAGUAAUAAAAAAUUAAAACUUUCUAAGCCACUUACUAUUCAUUGGUUGAAUAAUAAAGAAAUUAUUUUUAAUAUGGGAUUUGAAAAAAUAUUAAUGGAUUCAUUGAAAGAACUUAAUGAAUCAAUAUUUAAUGAUGAAAGUAAAAUUAAAAAAACAGAUCUUUUAAAUAUUGAAGAAACAACUCCUGAAAAAGAAAAUAGUAAAAAGUCAUUAAGUGUACCAUCACCAUUUCAAACAGAUUUAUAUUCUCCUAGUGUAUCAUCAGAAAAUUUUAUAUGUAAAGAUUCUUUAGAUUUAAAACUUAAUAAAUUACUAUCAGAAUGGAAAAAUGAAAGUGAUAUAUUAUAUGCAAUUCAUCCUGUUGAUGGUUCAUUAAUAACAUGGAAUUUAUUAAAUUUAGAUUCAACUGAAAAUAAAAUAGAUAAUAAAUUAAUUUCAAGAACACCUAAUGUUUUUCCUGUUGCUGAUGCUUCAACAAUAAAAUCUGAAAUUCAUACAUUUAGGCAUCAUAAUAAUACUCUUCUAAUGGAAAUAUUGCAAAAAACAAUUACACAAACGGACAAAGUCCCAAUUUCUGAUGAUAAUUCAGAAACAUUAUCUGAUAGAAGUUCCACACCAAUAACAAAUGAUAAAAUUCUUGAAGCAGCAAAUAAAAAAUUUAAUGAUACUAAAGAAAUAACCUUAAAAAAAGUUCUUGGCUUAAAUUCACUUUCUGUAUUAACAUCUCAUGAUAAUGGAACAUUAAAUUUAUGGAAAAUGUCGCUUGAAGAAAACUCAAAUUUUAAAACAAUAUCACAUGUUCGACAUGUUGUAAGAAUGUGUGGUCAUCGUUAUGAUGUUUCAGAAAUUGUACCUCAUCCUACUUUACCGCUUGCAAUUACAACAAGUAAAAAUACAAAUGAUGGAUUAAAAAAUUCAGAAGAAAAUGGUGAAUCUGAAUUAAUUUUAUGGAAGAUAAGUCCUGUUGGUCAGUUAGCUAUUAAUGGUGGUAUAAGUGAAUUAGCAAGAAUUAAUUCAAGAUGUAGUAAUUGUUUUGAAAAAACUGCUUGGAUACCACAUGUUAUAACAUCAUCUAAUAUGGGAAUUCUUUCACCAAGUUCAUGUUUUAUUUCAAGUGUUGAUGGAAAAUUAGAAAUAUUUCAAUGUAUUAUAGAUGCAAGAAAAAUUUUAUCUAAAAUGCAACAACCUGUUGAUGAUAAUUGUAAAAAGGAAAAAGAAAGAAAAUUGAGUAUUACUUCUGAAAAUGAAACAAAAUAUUCAAUAAUAACAGAUGACUUUAGUGAUGAUAAAAAAUGUUCCUCAUCUGAUGAAGAAAAUGAAGAACAUUUUAAUGAUAAUAAUAAAAGUAAUAAUUAUUUUGACAUCAAUAAUACAGGAAUAGAUAAUGAAGAUAAUUUAGAAAAAAUUUUAGUAUCUACACAAUCUGCAUCUAAACCAGGUUGUAUUGGUUUAAUAAAAAUUCUUGAAGAUUCUGAACAUGAUCCUAAUGAUAUUAUACUCCUUCACGUAUUUACUCCUCAUUCUUUAGCAUAUAAAAAUAAUGAUAAAGAAAUAUAUAAAACAAAAAAUUCUAAUACAUUUUAUGUUUUAUUUGUUCUUAAAAAUCCAAUUGAUCCAUUAAAACAAAUAUGGAAAAUUUGGUCAAUUAAUAUUAAAACAGAUGAUGCAAAAAAUUUACCAAAUGAUUUUUAUACAUAUUCAACAGCAUUUUCUGUUAAUAUUACCUCAAAUUUAGUAUAUGAAAAAAAUUUUAAUAUUAAUAAUGAUGAUACAUUAGAAUUAAUUAGUUUACAACCUAUGGCUGAUCAUUUACCAUCAUCAAAUUUAUAUCCUGCAUGUCAACCACCAUUUUUAUUAAUUGGAAAUUGUAAUGAUAAUACAUUACAUUUUUAUAAAAUAAUUGUUGAAGAUAAAAAUGAUUCAUAUAUAUUUGAUUGUAUUGAAGAAUCAAUGGUUGGUGGUGAAGAUUCAUUUAUUUAUAUUGAUGGAAAAAUUAUUUCUUCUAAAGCUGCUAAUGGUGAAAGAUUUGCAAUUGGAUAUUCAUCUUUUAAUAAAAUGUAUAUAAGUGUUUAUGAAUGUGAAAGUACUGGUGGUGUAAAUUGGCGCCUAGAGGAUUCAUUUUUACUUAGAACAUAUGACAAAGAAUGCAAACUUCAAACUACUGGUUCUGCUGUUCUUUUAUCAAAUAAUGAUGAAAAUGUCAAAUUAGAUUGGGUAUCAAUGGAAGAUGGGGGUUAUAUUUUAACAACAUCAUUUAGAAAUGAAAUAUUAUUUUAUACAUAUAUGUCAUAUGAUUUAGCACAACAAAAUGUUAUUACAAUGCAAGAUCCAACAGAAAUGGGAAAAGGACACUUAGUAAGGCAACCAUCAGUCAAUCCUACUCAAUUUAAAAUGUCACUUCAAAAGACACAUUGGAUUUGUAUAAGACAUUUAGAAUUACAUUCUGUAAAUUGUAGAAAACCUCAACCAACAGCAGUUUCUUGGGUUAGAGAUGGAUUUCUUGUUGUUGGUAUGCCAAGUGAAUUAUUAGUUUAUCAUCAAUGGAAUUUUAAUAAUGUUGAGAAACCAGAAUUAAAAAAUAAUAUUAAUAAAUUAUUAGAUAAAGAAAAACAAGAAAUGACAUUAAGUAGAUCAUCAGCAAUGUUCGAUCAAUUACAUAAAGCAACAUUUACUGAUAAAAGUGGUCAAAGUAGUAUGAAAAAAAUAGUAUCUAAAAUUUUUAAUGAAGCAGAUUUUGAAAAUGAAAUAAUAAAUAGUGGAAAAAAUAAAAAUUUAGUUGAAGAAAUUAAGGAUAAUGAUACAAAUAAUAUAUUUAAAUUAAUUAAUGAUGUUGGUAUUUUUGAAGCAGGACGUUUAGUUAAUCCUAUGUUACCACAAUAUCAUCCAAAACAAUUAAUUGAUAUGUUAAAUGCUGGACAAUUAGGAUGUGUUGAAGCAAUAUUAGUAAAUGUACUUCAAGAAAUAAGGAGAAAUAAAAAUCCACCAUUAAAAAAAUUGAAAAGAAAAACAUCUGUUAGAAUUCGAAGAAAAGACAAUAGAAAAUUAUCACUUUCUAAUGAAGAUGAUAUGUUUAAUGUUGAUAUUUCAGAUAAAGAAACAGUUGCAUUAAAAGAUGAGACAUUAGAUUAUGAUGAAAUUGAAGGAUUUGCUCCUAUUCCAUUACAUGAAUUAUUAAAAAAUCAAAAUAUUAAAUGUUCUAUGAUUGAUAAUGUAGAAGAUUCAACAAAUAUAUCUAAACCAACAUUAGAAAAUCAAGUUUCAUUUAAUGAACCAUUAUCAUCAAUUGUUGAUAGUGAAAAAAAAUAUGACGAUCUUUUUGAUGAACCAACAGGAGUUUAUCAAGAAUCAAUACAUAGUGAUGAUUUCAAUAUUUUAGAUAGUAGCGAUGAAGAUGAUAUUGAAGAUGAAGAAGAAGAAGAAAAGGAAAAAGAAAAUAAAGUAGAAGAUAAUGAAAUUAUUGAAAAUGAGACAAAUAAUAUUAAAAAUAUGUAUAAUAUUAAUGAAUCACAACCUAAAUUUACAAAAUCUGAUAAUGAAGAAUUAACCACUUUUUUGAUGCAUUCACACUUACCUGGAUUAUCAAGUUCUGAUCAAAUUCAAUUAUUAGCAAUUGCUGAUACUAUAUGUUAUAUUAAUAGUAAAGGAAGUUAUAAUAAUAUGGAUACAUGUGGUGUAAAAUUUUCAAUUGGUUUUAAACAACAUUCAUUUUUAAUGAAUGGUCAAUCAAAAUUAAAUAAAGAAAUUAUUAAAAAAAAGGGAUUAUCUACAGCUAUAAUGGCAUGGGCAUUUCAUUCAGAAUCUGAGAAUGAACUUUUAAAUGAAGUUUUAUUAAGUCUUGGAUCACAAUAUGAUUGGAAUGAUUUAAAAUCAUAUGGUAUAGGAUGGUGGGUUAAAAAUUCAGCUAAUUUAAAAAUUUGUUUUGAAAAAUUAGCUCAACAAGCUUUUCAAAAAAAUAAUGAUCCAAUGGAUGCAUCAUUAUAUUAUUUAGUACUUAGAAAAAGAAAUGUAAUAGCUGGUUUAUUUAGAAAUAAAAAUGAACAUUCUAAAGCAACAUUUUUUUCAACUGAAUGUAAAACUGAUAAGGAAAGAUCUUUUGCUCAACGUAAUGCAUUUAGUUGUAUAUCUAAAGGUCAAUUUGAAAAUGCUGCAGCUAUCUUUUUAUUGACAAAUGAUAUAAGAAAUGCAAUAAAAGUUAUUGUUGAAAGAUUAAAUGAUAUUCAACUUGCUUUAGUAGUUGCACGUAUAUAUAUUUUACAAAAAGAUGAACAAGAUGCAAUUAUUAAAGAAUUAAUAUUAAAACAUGUUUUAGGAAUUACAGAAAAUGAACUUGAAAUGUGGCAUUCUAAAGGUAAAUUAAGAGAUGCCAGUGAAUUUUCAGAUCCAAUUGCAUAUAGUAAAGAUGCUCUUAAAGAUCCAUUUGUUAGAUCAAUGGGUUUCUUUUUAAUAAAAGAAUAUUUUUUAAGUGCUCAUACAUUGUUAAUGGAAGCAAAAUUAAAUAUUAAUUUUGAGGCUGCUAUUGGUGGUGGUGAAGAAACAGAAAGAAGUUUACCUGAUAUAUAUAAUCUUUUUGUUUAUUUAAGAAAUCAUACAUUAGUAUCACUUCAACGAAUUAAUAUUUCUGGAUUAAGAACAAAAGCUGAUACAUGGGAAAUGUCUGAAUGGUAUAAACGUGUUAUAACUGUUAGUGAAAGACGUUUAUACUUUAGAACUGUACAUAUACAUUUAACUUCUGGUUGCCCUUUUCUUGCACUUAAUAUUCUUAUAACAUUACCAAAAAAUAUUGAAAGUGUUGUUGCUGAUUCUAGUUGUUUAAGUGAUACUUUUUCAAUGAAAUAUUUAAACAAAAAUUUAUCAACUAACAAAACCUCAUUUUGGAGUGGAAAUGAUCAAUUUAUACAAAAAAUGACUUUUAUAAGCUGUUUAAAAAUGUUUAUUGAUGAAAUUUCUAAUGUAAAAUGUAAUGUUUCUAUAGGUGGUGCUAAUAUGAGAUUUGAAGUAUUAAAAUUAAUUGAAAAUGACAUAAAUGUAUUAAAAAAAUUAUGUCAAUAUAAUAUUACAUCAACAAAUAUUAAUAAUUUUUCAAAUUAUAAUAAUAAUUUACAACAAACAGAUACAUUAACAAAAGUAAGAACACAAUUUCUUAUUUCACAUCAAAAUAUAAUAAGAAGUUUUGCAAGUUAUUGUGCAUUAUAUAGUUCACAUAAACAAUCAUUAACAUCUGUUCAAAUUGAAUUAUUAUUAUUACUAUUAGAAGUUCAACAAGGUGAUUAUUUCUUAAGAUUAACAAAAGAUGAUAAUGAAUAUAAAUUUCCAUUAUUAUCAGCUUCUUGUUCACCUGCUAAAAUGGCAGCACAAACUCCUAUAUCAUUUAUUGAAGAACAAAAUAAUGAUAUUAUGGCAACAUUAUUAAGUUUAGUAAAUCCACCUAUUAUUGGUGAAGGUAUAAGUGAUGCAAUAAAUAUGUUAAGUAUAGCACAAGGAUUAUCAACAUGUCUUUUUCAAGUUUUAUCUGAUUUAGAUGUACAAAAAAUUGUUAAAGAUAAUGAUUAUUUAAAUUAUACAUUAAUUAAUUGUCUUUCUAAGAUUAAAUUUCCUUCAAUUGAUAGAGAUGUCAAUACAUUACCAUCUAAAUGGCCAGGAGUUACUAAUUUAUCAAAUAUAAUAAAUAUUGAAAAAGAUGAUGAUUCACCAGCAUUAAAUAUGCUUAUAGCUGAAGUAUAUAUUGCUAUAAAUAUGACAGUUUUUUGUUAUUCAUUAGCUGUAUGUGAUGCAAAGUUACUACUUAAAGUAAUAGGAAAAAAAUUAACAAUUGAAGAUUUUGGAAAUGUUUUUGGAGGUGGUGGAUCACAAGUAUUUAAAUCAAUAUCUGAAAUAUUAAUGAAUACUGAUAAUACAGAUGAAUUAAAUAAAGUUAAUGAAGAAGAAUCUAUUAAUAGUGAUAAAAACCAAUUAAAGAAUGGUGAAGAACAAAUAUCAACUACAGGAGAUAAACCUUUAACAGUUAAUGAUAUGCGUGUAUUUAGUACAUAUUCAGAAAUUAUAGGUAUACGUACUGAGAUAGAUAGAAAAAGAUCAGAAAGACCUUAUAUUUAUCAAAAAAAUAUUACUACUAAUAGUGAUGUAAUUAUACAAAAAAUUUCAUCACCUGGACGUUUAGGAAAUUUAUAUAAUCCAUUUUAUUCAUCCACUAAAGGUAAUAAUUCAGUUUCUUUUGAAUCACAAAAAUCAUUUUCUGAAGAACCUAAAUAUGGAUGGAUUCCUCCAAAAAAACAUGUUUUACAGUAUCUUUUUGAUAGAACAAUUAUAAGGAAUGGUGAAUCAUUGACUGCUGAUGUUAAUUUAGAUAAAGAAAAAAUUGAAGAAGCAAAAUAUGAUGAAUUUGGAGAAGAAAUAACAGAUUUUCCACAUUUAACUCCCUAUGGUUAUGCAUGGACAUUACUUCGUCUUGCUUCUGUUAAACUUCAAAAGAAAAGAAUUGAAGAAUUUGUUAAUCUCUGUGGUAUUGAUAUGGAACAAAUAUCACGUCAUUCAUCAAAUAUAGAUAAUAUAUUAAAAUUACUUGAUGUGUGGCAAUAUAAUAUUGAAUUAAAAAUGCGAUCAUUUGUUGAUGGACCACCAAGUAAUUUAUUACCAAAUAUGGCAAUGGAUGAAUAUGACAAGAGUAAAUUUGUUUCAUUUAAUGAAAAAUAUCGUAGUUUAUUUAAUGAAAAAAAUACACCAUUUGAAGUAGUUGAUAAUUUAUCAUUUGCAGCAAAUAAUCUAUGGAAAUUUUUAGUUGGUACAAAUGAUUGUACUGAUUUAUUUGUAAGAUAUAUUUAUGGUUCAAAAAUUCAAAAUAAUACUGAAUCAUCACAACAUAAAGAUACAAUUGGUUCAAUAGGACCAAAUGGUGUAACUUCAAAUUGGGGUACCUCAAAAAUAUUUAAAAUAAUUCAUAAAGAACAAGAACCAAUAGUAACAUUUGCUAUAAAUAGAAAAAAUACUAAUCAAAUUGCUAUAUCAAAUGGAAGAGAAAUACAAGAACUUGAUAUACAUUCAAUUUUUGAAGAAGAUGAAAAAGAAAAUCUUGGUAAAACAAAUAUUCUUUUUAAUCAACCAGAAAUUGAUAUUGUUUUAAAUAAUAUUACAUCGGAUCCAAUGAAAAUUAAUGAUAAUUAUCAGAUAUUUGUAGAGAAUUCAAAAAAUAAUCAACCAUUUACAUCUGCUACAACCAUUCAACGUGUUCAGAUAAAUGGUGUAAGGAGAAUAGAAUCUCAUCCAUCUAAGGAUAUUUAUAUUACUGGUGCAUCAGAUGGUUCAAUAUAUUUACGUAAAUGGAAUAUUCCAUGUCCAAUUUCUAAAGUUAGAGAACCUGGUUGUUAUGCUAAAGUUACAAAUAUUGCAUUUGCAGUUAAUGGUGAAAAGUUUGCUGCAGUUGACGGUGAUGGUUUAUUGUGUAUGUGGCAAUUGACAAACGAGGGACCAUCUAUGACAAGAACAUUUUUCAAUUCAAGAGCAUAUUCUAAGUCUGCUGCUGAUGUUUGUUACAUGGGUCAUUCUUCUUCAACACUUGUUACUGCUGGACAUGGUGGUGAUAAUGAAAGUGUUAUAUUAUGGGACACAUUACAAAAAAGAGGUAAAAUGAGUAGAUUUUUAAAAGGACAUCCAGAUGGAGCAGUUUGUGUAAAGUAUGUAUCACAAAAUACUAUAUUAAGUGCCGGAAAAUAUGGAGAAGUUAAUAUUUAUGAUAUUCGUGGUUCUGAAAAUCCAAGAACAACAGUAAAAAUAUUUGAUAAUUCAACAGUAAAAUAUAUGACAUUUGACAAAAGUGAAGAUCUUCUAAUUGUUGGUAGUUCAGAAGGUGACAUGAAAGUUUUUAAUUUCGCAACCAAUUUUGAUCUUCGAGAUCCUCCUUUAUUCUUAUUUACAGGAGAACACCAUAAUAAAAGUGGUUUCUCUUUAAGACAAGUUGGAAAUUCAACUGUACAAGGCAUUCAAAAAAUUUAUGUUGAUGAAAAUAGAAGGAUAUAUAGUUGUGGUGGUGAUUUUAGUAUGAAAAUACGAUCUUUACCAAGAAUUAACUAG